CUCUGUCUGUCUUCCCAGACAUGAACCAAGAAUCAAUCUCAUGAUCGCUCUUUGCCGUCUCCUGAUUUACUUACCCUCCUCACCCGUGGUUCUGCGACACCUCCGCCCGCCCUUCAUUUCCCGCAACCCAGUUUCACCUUGACCUGCCCUCCGCAUUGUUGACGUUGCCCUGAUCCCCCUCCCUCUUUAUCCCCUCCAUCCUUAUACCCUCAUGCGCCGCGAACCAUGUCGACCACCACCACCACCACCGCUGCUCUAACAUCCACCACCUUGAUCGGCACCCUCCCCACCAUGGCCAGCGCCAGCCCUGCCCCUCUGGUCUCCGGCAAGAGCUGCCCGACCUGCGGCCAGGACGAAUAUCUGGCGUCUGCCGACCGCGUCAAAGACCUGCAAGGCCAGGUGGACUUGUUGAACGCUCAGGCUACACAAACGGCGGAGAAACUAGCCGCCUACGAGACCGAACUCCGACACCUGCGCGCGCAAUCCGUGCGAACCGGCUCCUCAUCCACAUCUCUUCAGACCCAGACAUCCCCGAAAUCGCAACCGGGGCGCCUCUCCACCCUCACCUCGCUCCUCCCGUCCCGGCGACCCAGCGCGACCUCCGUCCCCGCCGUCGUCUCCCCGCCGCCGCAGCCGCCGCAGCCCCCGCAGACCAGCCACGAGGAAGCAGUCGAGCUGCAGAAUGCGUUGACGCGGGAACAGGACCUGCGCAAGGCCGCGGAGAGCCAGUUGUCGCAGGCGAGCACGGAGUUGGAGGAAUUGACCGCGCAGCUGUUCAGCCAGGCGAACGAGAUGGUCGCGCAGGAGCGCAAGGCGCGGGCGAGGCUGGAGGAGCGGGUCGCCGUGCUGGAGCGGAGGGAUGUCGAGAAGCGCUCGAGGCUGGAUCGGUUGGAGAAGGCCAUGGAGAGGGUGGAGCGCAUUCGCGCGAUGGUUGGGUAGGUUGUUUUGUUCGCAUCCAGUACAGGAAGUCCGGACAGCACGCACGCACAGUACAGGACGCAUGUUUGAUUUGGUUCGGUUUAUACCCAUACCCUGGUGUUCGGCGAAUGAUUUCAUUGGCAUGAGAGAUGAUGGCCCAUUUGCUCAUGAGGGAUGACUAGCAACUCGCAUUAUCACGGCGUUAUGUUCUGCGGUAUAUACAUUUGACACGCGAUGGAUUUGUUUGCUUGUUGGCUUUAUUGUUAGCGAUGAUCUAUCAGCCAGAUCAUAACCCACCAAUGCAGUGCAAAUAAUGCAAUCAAUCAAUCAAUCAACCAACCAACCAACCAACCCUG
Messenger RNA from Aspergillus heteromorphus CBS 117.55, 1274 nucleotides. RefSeq lists its product as uncharacterized. Gene Ontology annotation, molecular function: guanyl-nucleotide exchange factor activity. The record is from RefSeq and is a predicted model, not a curated record. NCBI's taxonomy places the organism in Eukaryota, Fungi, Ascomycota, Eurotiomycetes, Eurotiales, Aspergillaceae. The transcript is spliced from 3 exons. Gene Ontology annotation, cellular component: Golgi to plasma membrane transport vesicle; cell tip. The coding region runs from base 226 to 939 and encodes 237 amino acids. Gene Ontology annotation, biological process: exocytosis.